This is a messenger RNA of Xiphias gladius (swordfish), 3240 nucleotides long. Its product is annotated as vasopressin V2 receptor-like. The record is from RefSeq and is a predicted model, not a curated record. Gene Ontology annotation, molecular function: peptide binding; vasopressin receptor activity. Lineage: Eukaryota; Metazoa; Chordata; Actinopteri; Istiophoriformes; Xiphiidae. The transcript is spliced from 7 exons. Gene Ontology annotation, cellular component: membrane. Gene Ontology annotation, biological process: G protein-coupled receptor signaling pathway; regulation of systemic arterial blood pressure by vasopressin; positive regulation of vasoconstriction. The coding region runs from base 156 to 1703 and encodes 515 amino acids.
AGCCGGUUGACAUUAUUCUGAGCGGAUAAUUGACAGCGGUGAAGAUGUGAAUAUUUUGGGUCAAGGAGGAUCACAAUCACGGAGGCAAGAGCAAAACACACCAAGAGACAACGGCACGACGCUUGAGAAAGCUUACCAUGCACUGAAAACAAGGAAUGGAAAGCAUCAGUGUGGAAACAGAAUGGGAUGGGUUAGCCCUCUCCUCUCUGGUCGCCACAGGAAGGAACAACUUCUCUUCCUCGCCCUUGUUUGUCUCCGAACUGAACUCGUUCAACACUUCUCACAGCGGCGGAUUCUUCUUUGGGAUCUUCCCUGAGAAUGGUUCCACCACCACACCUCACACCCUGCCCCAGCCCAGGGUCAGGGACCUGGGCCUCGCCAGGGCAGAGAUUGCAGUGCUCGGGGUGGUGCUGGCUCUUACCACCCUGGGGAACAGCUUUGUGCUGUGGGUGCUGCUGAGGAGGAGGAAGCACAAUGCGCCCAUGCACGUGUUCAUGGUCAACCUGUGCGUGGCUGACCUGGUGGUGGCCUUCUUUCAGGUUCUUCCUCAGCUAAUAUGGGACAUCACAGAGAGGUUUCAGGGGCCUGACUUGCUUUGCCGGUCCAUCAAGUACUUGCAGAUUGUGGGCAUGUUUGCUUCCUCCUAUAUGAUAGUUGCCAUGACAGUAGACCGGCACCACGCCAUCUGCUGCCCGUUGCAGGCUUACCGUGGGGGAGCAGUGUCCCGCUGGAACACCCCUGUCAUGGUGGCUUGGGGCUUGGCACUAGUUCUCAGCAUACCACAGGUGUUCAUCUUCUCGCGCACAGAAGUGGUUCCCGGAGAGUUCGAGUGCUGGGGUCACUUUGCUGAGCCGUGGGGGCUGAAGGCCUACGUCACCUGGAUGACUGUGGCUGUCUUCCUCCUCCCCGCGCUCAUCAUUACCAUCUGUCAGAUAAGAAUCUUCAGAGAGAUUCACAAUAACAUCUACCUAAAGUCAGAGAGGAUGGUGAUGGCUGAGUUGAAGAAGAAUGAAAUCCUCUUCCGUUUCCACAGCUUUAAGAAGGAGGAUGAGAGGGCCAGGGAGAGGGGGAGACGUGCAUCUGGAGGGGGGGGCAGGGAAGGGAGGGGAGGACAGCUCUCGAAGGGUGUGAAUGCCAGUGCUCACAAUAACAUACACAACAGCCAAGUCGGAGAGUGUUACGACUAUGCACCGUCGGCUAUUCAGUAUAACAGUUGCCGUGGUGGACAUGUGACAACGACAUCUUCAACACAGCAACAAACACUGAACAGCGCCGAUUGCCCAGAGUCCUGCACAUCCUAUGGGCUGGCCACAGGCUCACCCCGCUGCUCCCUUGACUAUGUUCCCCCUCACCCUCCAGCCACUCCACCUCCAAGCAUCACUAAAGCCAUGUCCAAGACGGUGAGAAUGACUCUGGUCAUUGUGCUGGUCUACACUAUCUGCUGGUCACCGUUCUUCAUCGUCCAGCUGUGGGCGGCCUGGGACCCCAACCCUCCAGACCAAGGAGUGGCCUUCACUAUCCUGAUGCUGCUGGCCAGUCUGAACUCAUGCACUAACCCGUGGAUCUACACAGCUUUCUCCAGCAGCGUGUCCAGAGAGCUGCAGAACCUGCUGCACUGUUGGUCGGGACGUGGCCGCCGGGGCUCCCUGCCUGACGACUCCACCACCACACACACCUCCACCACCAAGGACAACCUUUACUGACAGAGACUGAUGAGACAGAAACGGACACACAGAGACAUGUUUGAGAAGACAUGCAUGGGUGCACAUGGGUGCCUGUUGCAAGAAUGGGCUGUUGCACACAACUCCGCCACCACCAGCACCACCUCCAGCAUCGCAGCGUGAGAACAGAGAGUGCUGACCUCCACCAGAUGUUUCCAACAACAAAGGACAGCUGUACUGUCAACAAGACCUCUAUCUGUAAUCACCUGUCCUCUCCACUCUAGCAGUAAGGACGGGUGGAUUGAAGAUGUCAACACCAUUUUAUGAGGGCACUGUGGAAUAUACAAUGGCAGUCAUCUGCCAUACAAAAUGGCCUUGAAAGUAAAGAAAUUUUCACCUCUGUAGCUGUUGAGUAGCACCCUAUGCAUUGAUUCAUAUGAGAAAAACUCUUGGCCUGCUCAGACAGAGCAGAGCAGCAGGAAUGCAAGUUAUGGAACACUGCAUUAAUGGCGUUACGGCACACCUAAUGUACGAAUCAGCAGACAAAGCUGAGGGUGUAGACAAAACAAAGCAGCAGGCUAAGGGAAAGAGAGAGAGAGACACGUACACAUGCAGAGGGUGAGAGAGGGCAAGACUGCUGUCGGACUGAGAACAGACAGGGGAUGACAUGGAUGUUACAGCUGCAGGAGUGGUCCUGAGAAGGCUGUAGUCAAAAUUUAAUAAUGUGAACAAACUUUGUUAAAUCAAAGGAAGUGGAUUAGAGAUGGAUGCUUGCGGCUGAAUUCAUAUUCGCUUUGGAGGAAUUUGGGUUCUAAGGCACAAUAGUGAUUUGUUAGCAAGAUGGAUGGAGAUUCACUCAUGAGGAGGCUGCAGUAGAGUCGAGACACCACCCCACAAGGAACCGGAGUACGGUGGAUUAACGCAGAUAGAAAACACACACUCGCAAACAGACAGAAGUUGAGGGUUAGGCCCGGGACAAUCCAGGUUUCCACAACCAACUGGGACACAAUUACAGUAUGUGAUAGUAUUUCGUACAAACAUACAGCAUAUGAGGUACACAAAAUUACCUUCCUGUCAUGCUCUCCUGAGAGUCUGAAACAAGAACACGGACAUCACGCAGAAGAUGCGGGAUGGAAACAAACAUUCAACAGCAUUCCUUGUACAGAGAUGAACAAUGUAAAGUAUAUUUAUUCAAAAUGUAAGGCACAUUAGAUAUUAUUACAUUUUUUGUGAGAUAAAUGUUGAAUGUAAAUCAUACAAUGGUAAUGAAAUAUGUAGUAGAAAACAAGGAGAUGUCAAACCAAAGAUCUUUUAAAGCUGGACAGUAGAAUCUUUUCAGGUCUGAUUAGUGGAGAUACUACAAAGCUUCAACAGAUAAGAUGUAUCAAGUGUCAUUUAGACUGCAUAUCAGUUUAAGAAAAACUUAACAUCCACAGUGAAAAUACACCCAGUCAAAACCAAGUGCCUGUAAUGUCAGUAGACAUUUUUAGAGGGGCCUCCCUCACUGAACUAAUCUUCAAAUGAUGUCAGACAUGUUAUUCUUAGACAGAGUUACCACCAGAGCAGGGAUUAUUGAAUA